Messenger RNA from Danio rerio (zebrafish), 2765 nucleotides. NCBI's taxonomy places the organism in Eukaryota, Metazoa, Chordata, Actinopteri, Cypriniformes, Danionidae. The record is from RefSeq and is a predicted model, not a curated record.
GGAGGGUCGCUGCCAGAGUUUGGUCCACUCUUGACUGCAUAGGGCUUCGAAGAAUCUUGAGUACUUGUUGAAUUGACACGGUUAUUCUUGUUCUCUGUGAUCUCUGUACUUGGUCUUUUAAAACUCCCAUCAUCGUCAGCUAUAAACUGCUGGGUUAUGGACUGUUGAAGGCAGUGGAUUGCAGGGGAAAAUAGAAAAAAAAGAGUAAAAGAGAGUGCUGUCUUGUGAAACGAAACCAUGGGGAAACAGAACAGCAAGCUCCGGCCUGAGGUGAUGCAAGACCUGUUAGAGAGCACAGACUUUACAGAGCACGAGAUCCAGGAAUGGUACAAAGGCUUUCUAAGGGACUGUCCCAGUGGCAACCUCUCAAUGGAGGAGUUUAAGAAAAUCUAUGGAAACUUCUUUCCUUAUGGAGAUGCCUCAAAGUUUGCAGAGCACGUUUUCCGUACGUUUGAUGCAAACGGCGAUGGUACCAUUGACUUUCGGGAGUUCAUAAUUGCAUUGAGCGUCACGUCACGAGGAAAACUGGAACAGAAGCUUAAGUGGGCUUUUAGUAUGUAUGAUCUGGAUGGAAACGGCUACAUCAGCAAAUCAGAGAUGCUUGAGAUUGUGCAGGCUAUUUACAAGAUGGUGUCAUCAGUGAUGAAGAUGCCAGAGGAUGAGUCCACACCUGAGAAGAGAACAGAAAAGAUCUUCCGACAAAUGGACACCAAUCGGGAUGGAAAACUGUCUCUGGAGGAGUUUAUCAAAGGCGCAAAGAGUGACCCAUCCAUUGUUCGUCUGCUACAGUGUGAUCCCAGCAGUGCAGGACAGUUCUGAGAUCAGCGUCUCGUUCUUCAACCUUUUAUUUAUUUAUUGGUUUUAAUUUUGUUUUUGAGAGUCACUCCUUCUGCUUGCAGGGAAAUGAUGCAGGGUCCUUUUUUUUUUUUUUUUUUUUUUUUUUUUUUUCUUUCUUUUCAGAAUAUGGCAUCUGGGUCUCAUCAAACUGAGUUUGGCCAGAAAUAGUAACACACAUACGCACACACAGAGUUAUUGGCCAUGUUGUCUCAGCAGGGAGCCGUACCAGGUCUGAAAGAGGCAUGUGAUGGAGUGAACUAGAGCUGAAAUCUGAGCUGAAUUAAUUUCCUGAUAAGACAACAGGUUUUAGAUCUUGUUAGGAAUACUAUCUGGGUACUAGAGCUGUGACAGUUUAAGCUUGACCAACACAUGAAUAUAAUAUAAGAUUGGAAAUCAUUCUUGAACAGUAGUGGAAUCGCUUUUGUCUCUACAAACACCUCAGCAUUGGUUAUGUCUAAGUAUUUGAGGUCGUUUUUCAAUUUCAGAUUGUGUAUCUCAAAUCAAUGGUUAUGCCAACGUCAUAAUUGGCAGAUCACAGUACAGUUCUCCUAAGGGACCAAUACGUCAGGCAUGCAGAAUUCCAGUUGUACACUGACGAUUCCCCACAUUGUGCUCAAUCUAAAGAGCCUUGUCAUUUAUGCUGAAAACGAACAUCAGAUUUUGAUUCAUUCGGUUUUAGUCUACUGUUUGGAAAAACAUGAACGUUUUCUAAUAUUUGUAUUCUGGUAACGGUAAGCUUGUAUAUAAAUCUAAAAGCAUCAGACACGCAUGCGAAACUCUACUCAUCUUAGGAUGCAGCGAUUGGUUUUAUUGAUGUUUUGAACAAAAGCAUGCGACAGCGAGUUUAUCUUCAUUGGUAGACAGGAGAGUAUUUGUGUAAUUUGUAUGCAUGUGUUGUGUGUGUGUGUGUGUAUUCGGUUAAUAUCAGUUACAGCCUGGUUCGCUCACCCUGGUUCUAGAUGUUGUGAUGCAUUGUUCGCAUUUUACCGAAGGUUUGUGUUGUUGGAAAAACAACUAAAGCUUUAUUGAUUUAAAGGUUUCUACGAUCACGUUUAUCUGCUAUACAGCCGGUCUUUAACUCCUGAUUGUACACGUGUGCAUCAUCACGUUACUGAAUUGCCUUAUACUGUACACACUGAAGUGUUUCUGGGGAUGAGUGAGAUUUAUAUGCCUUUUUCAAAUUAAGCUGAAGCUCUUCUCAUUCACUCAUUGGGCAGAUGUCGUUUUGUCGAGAGCAUCUUGCUUCUAAUAUUAACCUGGCAUACUAAAUUGUACUUUCGGUUAGGAUCUCAUGUCAUAGAACGAGUUUUUCCACUCAUGCGGUAUCCAUUGCACUUGCAGCAUGUACUGAUUAAACAACGGGUGGAGAGCAUUUAUUCAGAACUCCUAACAGUUCCUAUAGCACCCUCUGCCCUGCUUUUAGUGAUCGCGCUGAAACCACGGAAAGCCACGCUUCUGCUUCUCAUGUUCUUGAAUUUCCCUGUGAACGUUAAAUGCCUCACCACAGUGCAUUCAAUUCUGCUAUACUGUUAAUGAACUUGUUUGAAUGAUUUGUUUUUGACUCAUUGAACAACUGCUGUUUUUUGUAAAAAAUGUCGAGUAAAAAAAAGUUAAUGCAGCAGAUCAAACUGCUUUGUUAUUUCAUGUUUUAUGUGAAUUUUAUGUCGUUUUUCCAUUUUGUUUUCCAUUUUUAACAUCUGACGUAACAUUUCUGUAUCACCGAUAUAUCAUGUGGGCAGGUGCCAAAAAUAUAAAAGCAGUAUUGUAUAAAUUUAUACUGUAAAAAAUAUUCUUUGUCAAACUACUUGUUUGUAAUUGUUGCAUUUUGUAGAUUUUGUAUGGUAAUCUGUAUUUUGUGACUGUAGAUUUGAGACAUGAAAAAAUUGUUUUGGUUAUAAUAUUGAGCAGAGAUUAAAUCUGGAGAGAAC